UAAAACGUAGCUGAGCAGCGUCGCUCCCAGAUGAAGGCUAUACAGUAUUUAUGUAGGGCAGUGUCUAUGGUCGUGCUAUGGGGCUGUAAUCUGUGUACCACACAUUCAACAAGCGUGUGACUGCGCCAUGGAGGAAUCCUGCUAUCACUAUUGUACAGGAUCCGGACAGAGACUGAAGAUGGUGGUCCUAUCUAAAGAGCAUGGGUACGUGAUCCUGACCGGUGCAGCCAGCUUUGUUAUGGUGUCUCAUCUGGCUAUCAAUGUGUCAAAAGCUCGUAAGCAGUACAAAGUAGAGUAUCCCAGCCUGUACAGCGAUGAUCCAGAAAAUGGCAAAAUUUUCAACUGCAUCCAGCGGGCACAUCAAAAUACUUUAGAAGCAUACCCUGCUUUUCUCUUCUUCCUUGUUGCUGGAGGACUUACACAUCCGCGAGCUACUAGUGCACUGGGAGUUGCCUGGAUCGUUGGCAGGGAGCUGUAUGCUUCUGGAUACUCUACAGGGGAUCCAAAAAAACGUGCCCGAGGUGCCAUUGGUUCUGUUGCUCUACUCGGUCUCUUUGGCACUACUGUAUGCACUGCUUUCAAGCUACUCGGCUGGACAUUAAACCCAAAGACCUGGUGUUGAUUCGUCAAAAGUAGCGGAACAUGGGACCAGAUGUGUUCAUUUAAGAAGGCCAAUUAAAUUCAUGCUAAUCCCUGCCUUAUCUCUUUGCGCUAUGUGAGAUGGUUGGUAAGGGCCUAUGUAUCUUUUAAAAUAGGACACCUUAAUCUAAUUACCUUGUAUUUUCUAAAUAAAAUUUGUAAAACACUAAA
Molecule: messenger RNA, 810 nt
Organism: Pseudophryne corroboree (corroboree frog)
Lineage: Eukaryota; Metazoa; Chordata; Amphibia; Anura; Myobatrachidae
Gene: MGST3
Product: microsomal glutathione S-transferase 3
Exons: 6
Coding region: 128-622 (164 amino acids)
Cellular component (GO): membrane; nuclear envelope; endoplasmic reticulum
Molecular function (GO): glutathione peroxidase activity; glutathione transferase activity
Source: RefSeq, a predicted model, not a curated record